CGUAUGUACCUACCUUCCGACGACCGUGCCGCUGCGCUGUGCGUUUAUGAAGUUGAAACGAAUGACGUUUGUAAUCGACACAAAUGUAUGAAAUUGAAAAAUACCUUUGUUAGCAAUUUCUUUUUAUGUGAUACAAAGAAAGAUGACGUGAUUGAUACUUUAUUGAAAUGAUAGUCACUAGUUGAGGCAAUAAAAGUCCGACUGUUUCAAAGCUACAUUCAGUAGAUGUGUGUUGUGAUAACUGGCAAACAAUAAAGCCAUUAGGUGUUUCAGGUUCAACAAAUAAAGUAUCUGUUACGACGAGCUUUAUGGAGAUAUUUUUGUCAUCCUGGGUAAAUAACUUUUAGUGACAAUGACGUAUUAUGAUUAUUAUGAUGGGAGUAGAAUAUUCCUGUUCAUAUCGAACAAAGUUGGUCUUCCCCUAGAUUUAGUAAAUUUUUUGAUCGCACAAGUAGCUGCACUAUGCCUGGCAAGACUGUUUCGAAAACCAUUAAGAUAUGCUUCUCCGGAAUUUCGACAUUCUGUGUGCCUUGUUAUAGGUUUAACAAUGGGGUAUUUCUGUUUUGGAAGACAAGCUAUCCAUUUAUCGGUGCUGCCUAUGUUAACUUACACCUUGUUAAAGAGCGUCAAGCACCAAAUAAUGGGCAACGUUAUCCUGGCAGUGUCCAUGAUAUAUCUUUCAUGUCUUCAUUUACAUCGACAGAUAUAUCACACGGCUGAUUAUACAUUAGAUAUAACAGGUCCGUUAAUGGUUAUCACUCAAAGAGUAACAUCAUUGGCUUACUCUCUACAAGAUAGUUUGACUGUUAAAGAUUUAAAAUCGAAAGCGACGGCUUUGCAAACUACGGGUGGCGAAGACUUGGUGAAAAUAGAGAAAAUACCCUCACCGCUCGAAUACUUCGCAUUCACUUUGGCCUUUCAAACAUUAAUGUGUGGUCCAGUAGUAUUUUAUACUGAUUAUAUCAAAUUUAUCGAAGGUGCUCGUGUCGAUGAGUUGGAGAAGUCGGCAGACACGAAGGAGCCCUCGCCGCGGACAGCUGUGUUCUAUAAAGUUGCCGGUUCUUUAGCGGCGGCAUUGUUAUAUUUAACGUUAGCUAAGAAAUAUCCUCUGACUGUUUUAGAAGAGCUAACGGACCCCACAUCGGAAGUAUCUCGUUCAUGGUCUGCGCUGUACUUGCUGUGGUACGCGUACCUGUCGACGCUGGUGGUACGCUGCAAGUACUACCACGCGUGGCUCCUGUCCGAGGCCAUCUGUAACAACUGCGGCAUGGGAUUCAACGGGUACAACAACGACGGAUCGCCUAAGUGGGACAAAAUGUCCAACAUCGACAUAUUUGGUUUUGAGUUCGCCCAAAACUUCCGCAUAGCGAUCGCCAGCUGGAACAAGAACACGAACGCGUGGCUGCGCGACGUGGCGUACUCGCGCGGCGGCGCGGCGUGGCGCACGGCGCGGGUGUACGCGCUGUCCGCCGUGUGGCACGGCUUCCAUCCCGGCUACUACCUCACCUUCUUCGCGGGUGGCAUAUUCACCGUCGCAGCUAGAAAGAUCCGUUUCGUAGCUCGUCCUAUGUUUUUAGACAGUGUUCCUAAGAAGCUAUUCUACGAUUCAGUCUCGUUUAUCACUACGCGAGUUGCGAUGACAUACGCCACGGUACCAUUUGUCCUGCUUCACCUCGCGCCAAGCCUCGCUUUUUAUGCAAAAUUCUACUACUCCCUCCACUUCAUCGCCCUAGGUGCCAUGUUAAUACCCGAAAAGGCCAAACGACCCAAACCUGCAGUUGUUCAAGAGCAGCAGUCGAAAUCCCCCACACUGAGUAAGGAAGCAAUGGAGGAAUCCCUUGACGAAUUGAAUGGUAAACUGAAAAUAUCAUAAAAAUAGUAUGUAGGCAUUGAAGGGUCGACAACACAUACUUCAUCAAGGGGACCUCUACUGUAUGACCCAGUCAAGAUUGAACUAGCUUUUUAACAAAUCAUCCUCUAAUUGUAACUGUUUCAUAUUUUUUUCCGGAAGGUGGUAGGUGCAAUUAAUCUGUAUUAUUUUUUGCAUUUAACUACGAAUACACGCCGUCCAGGCAUGCACCGUCAGCCAUCAUAGUUAACUUCUGUUGAAUAAUGUGUAUCACUCAUAUAAUUUUUAUUUUAAUACAAUGAUUGUUAGUAAUUGUUUUGAUUAGCGUUUCUUUUAUUUUAAGUUUAUUAGAUUAAGAAACGAAUUGACUAUUAUUGUUCAUAAAAAAUAAUUCACAACUAAGACGUCAGAGUGUGAAGCAGAUUGGAAAUAAACUAUGUAUAAGUUCUGCUUUAAUAUUUCGCACGUUGUUGGCUGAAGCUAAUUUAUUUUAGAUUAAUAUUGUUUGAGUUAUUUAUACUUUUCCGAGUUCUUGACCCAAAAUACUUCAAAAUGUUUAGAGAGCAACCAAGUAGGCUCUGGUUGAUCAAACAUUUACCUGGACUAGUACCUAGUAAAGAGGCACAUGCUGCUAUUCUCGAAUCAUUUAAUGUAUUACAUUAUCAUAUUGAAUACGUUUACCGCGCGUUUUAUUUCGGCAACAGAGGUAGUAAAAUUUGUUACGUUAACAACGGUUACAAAAUUUUUAUUCUAAUUAUACCGGAGUUCCUAGGGGGGUUUGAACCAGGACUGAAUGCUUCUUUCUUUCUUCCCAAUGGUCCCAUUGUCAUCAUGAUGAUGAAAACCCUUAGGAAUCACGGGUAACCCUCGAAAAUUGUAGUAAGCUUCGGUUCGGUUCGCGUUCGCGAUUCACCCACACAGGACCUUCGUGUACAAUUUUAAUUACUACAACUUAUUUCAAAAUCAAGAGCACGAUUUUUUAUUAGGUAAUUCGUCAAUAAUAAGCUCGCUAUCUAUACAUUCCACUUUUCCGUAAAAUAUUUUGUCCAAUUUGGGGCACUAGGAACUCCGUCUUGCUAUCUACUAAGCUUAACAUAUUGGAAACGUAUUUUUGGUGUCAACAAAACAUGAAAAGUUGUAUGUAUGUACUAAGAUGUAACCUAUUGCUCCGAAAGUGGGGACUUGUGACGUCACAGUUAAGUAAUAUUUGUGCUUAUAAGUGACAAAUUUUAAUCAUGUUAUAUUUUCUAAUAAAGUUUUGAGACAAAACAAACGUUUCCAAUAUUCUAGGCUAAUUACUUUACUUGAUUACUAUUUUAAAAAAUUAUGUUUUCUUUAUUUGCCAAACCUGUUGCUUUUUUGGAAAAGGAACAUAAGUUAGAUACCUAUUUAAACAAAAUAUAUAGAGGUAUAUAUGGUUUCUAUUUUAUGCCUCUAACCAACCGCGAAAGUCGGAUACGUCGCUCAUCACAUUUAGGUACUUUAGGCAAUUAAAUCAAGUGAUAUGUAUUCACGAUGCGAAUCUCAUCUGAUGUGCAUUGUCUUGGGCUACGGUAAUGAUUACAAUAUUGAUGAACUACGAUAGGAGUCAGCCAUAAUAACUUUCAGACCAUUUUAGUUGUUACCUAUAUAUAAGCCAGGCCCUCGAAGUAUUGAUCAAAUCGAACAAGCUCAUUUUGGCACUUUUCAACUAAUUCGGAUUGUGCUCAAAGAAAAAUAUAUUUUUUAUUAAAAAUCCAAUGUUUUUUGCCAAAUCCAUUUUUGAUUUGAUAUUUUUUAGGCACUAGUUGCUACCUACCUAUUACCAAACAAAAGGCUAGAUCUUCUUCUGAAAACAAAAAUUGAACCGGUAGCCCCACGGAUAUUUAAUAAACAAGUACUGAUUAGUAGAAAACUGCAAAAAAAAAAACAAACAAACCCAAUCGUCAGUACAUGAAUUUCCACGCUACCAAAAACCAACAAUAAUUUGUUUUUUGAAAAAAUAACACUUAGUGGGAGGUAACUUAAAAGAUGUAUUUACAGAAAAGAUUCUAAUUUAAAGUGGUUACAUAGAUGCAGCUUUUAUUCAAAAGUUGCUGGGUACACCAACCACGUACUCUUGUUGAUGCUAUCCCCCAACAAAAGGACAAAUCUUCAAUAUUUUUAGACUUCAUUUUAAUAGAUAUUUAAUUAGCUUUGAGCUAUUUUACUGCACAAACAUUUGUGGUUGUAUGAACCCAAUGAAAAAAUAAGUUUUUAUGAGGAACUUUGGCUAUUAACACACGGCACCGCGCACCGCCGCGGUAGGCGAUGAAGCGGAUCUCAUGUCGCAUUGACCUGUAUUAAAUCCGUUAAUUCCUAACACACUUACACCGCCUGACCGCGCGUUCGAGCGGUGAUCUUUUGUUCGAGCGCCACCGCCCUCCGCGACAGUGCGCGGUGCCGUGUGUUAAUCGCCUUUCUCGAGUAAGCAUAUGAAAUUCAUAAAAUCAUUAAUACUUUACGACAGCUGAUCUUUUAUUUCUGAAAUCAGUACAGUAUUUCCUUAUUGACAAUUAAAGAAUUCUUUACAAUUAAUUAUCUCUAUUAUUUUUUCAAUCUACAUACUAUAAUUACAUUAUUUUUAAUAUUACUUUAAUUUUAAAUUUAAGUAUUCUAAAACAUAGCUACUAAAUAAAUAUAAAUUAUCAGAUAUCUAUACUAAACAUCCCUGGUUUUCUUUUACAUCUCAAGGUGUACCUUAAAUGUUGUCUUGACACAUUUGCAAUUACAGAAUGAAAAUCUUUGAAUACACUUAAGGAUGUACAAAAAAAACUGGGAUCUCGAAUAUUUCCACUCGUCAUUUAUUGAGUAAGCUGUUAAAUAUCAAAAUUUGAUUACUAAUUGUAAUUACUUACAUGUCAUUUGCAAAAACAUUGUAUAGAAUGUGUACUUCAGGUAAAUUUUAAAUUCGUUAGAAGUACUUUCGCCCACUUCACGAAAUGUUGCGCAGCUUCUUUUUUGGCUGGUUUAAAAUAAAAAUUUGUAACUUAAACCAACUGUAUCCGACUUGGUGUGCCGUGAAAGCAACCGACGAAAAUAUCGCGCAUUUCAUGAAUUGACAAAAUGUACGAUAUGGCUUCGACAUAAAUAAUGAAUGUUUUUGUAAGCGAUUGCAUUCAUCAGCAUUCUAUAUGGAAAACUAAUGAUAAUACUUAUGUAUUACUCAUAUGUGGCUACAUGUUCAUUUUGAUCAGUCAUCGCAUUGUCAGAAAUAACAUCAAUAUUUCAUCUUAUCAAAUUAUCUAGUUGUAAAAAAUAUGUGGAUGUGUAGCCUUGCUGCGGUUUUCUUUAACCAAUCUAUCCGUUGGUUUUUGAUUAGAGAUCUAAAUUUGUCCGAUUUCAUAUAGAGCUUAUGUCAAAAUUCUAUCUCUAAUCGCACAUCGGCCGAUAUAUAGGGUAAAGAAAUCCACUGUAUGUAAUACUUACCUCAAACAUGGAAUUGUAUUUAUUUUUGUUACAAAUUAAUUUUAUAUUAAAAAUGUAUUUUAUAUGGUUAAUAAAAAUAUAUUUUACUUGA
Messenger RNA from Helicoverpa zea (corn earworm), 5387 nucleotides. It is a transcript of the gene oys, whose product is annotated as lysophospholipid acyltransferase 6. Gene Ontology annotation, cellular component: membrane. The transcript has 11 exons. Gene Ontology annotation, biological process: lipid modification. Gene Ontology annotation, molecular function: acyltransferase activity. Bases 353 to 1873 code for a protein of 506 amino acids. Lineage: Eukaryota; Metazoa; Arthropoda; Insecta; Lepidoptera; Noctuidae. The record is from RefSeq and is a predicted model, not a curated record.